Suillus discolor is the source of this 492-nucleotide messenger RNA. RefSeq lists its product as uncharacterized. The coding region runs from base 1 to 492 and encodes 163 amino acids. NCBI's taxonomy places the organism in Eukaryota, Fungi, Basidiomycota, Agaricomycetes, Boletales, Suillaceae. The transcript has 3 exons. The record is from RefSeq and is a predicted model, not a curated record.
AUGCCCAAAGCGCGUCCUGAAUGGCGGUAUUGUCGCCACUUCAAGCCUCUCACCAUCCAUUGCGAAUUUCCCCCUGAACGAGGUUAUACCCCUCCUCCUUUGACACAGCAUCAAGUGUUUUCAUGCGACACAGAUUCAUUGUCGCCUGAUGCCGUAGAACAAAUUCCGCCAGCAAUUCCUUUGCCCUCCAAGAUUCCGAAGCCGCGAGGAGAGGUUUCCCGUCUCAGUCGGGGCGGAUACAAUUUGCAGGAGACACUUGGCUGGCCUGCGUCUGAGUAUGAAGAAACCCGCGCUUUUGUUUCACAACUAGCCCGUGAAUACCUCAAAGUACAUAAGUCAUGGAGGCUCCAAGCACAGCCGCAGUUAGCCAUUGUCUAUGUAGAGGCGCAGAAACGAUAUCCUAUCCUUGAACGUUAUGAAGGAAGUUGGGUCAUCGGUGAUAUGCUUCGUAUUUUUUUGAAAAAUAGUUGUAGCCGUGAUACUUCGGCAUAA